Molecule: messenger RNA, 6746 nt
Organism: Brienomyrus brachyistius
Lineage: Eukaryota; Metazoa; Chordata; Actinopteri; Osteoglossiformes; Mormyridae
Product: zinc finger CCCH domain-containing protein 7B-like
Exons: 23
Coding region: 533-3505 (990 amino acids)
Biological process (GO): miRNA processing
Molecular function (GO): miRNA binding; metal ion binding; protein binding
Source: RefSeq, a predicted model, not a curated record
GUGUGAGCCGCCGCCGCCUGGCCGGUUCCUGCGGUGUACAUAUGAGGAUGAGAUCCGCACGGCGGGCGACUCGCCGGCUUCGCGCCUGUUACCGGAGCCGCCCUCGCCGGUGUGCUUUUCAUGCGACCUCGGGGAUGGGCGCAGUGCUCAUGGUUCUAGGCCCCCCUCAGGACCGUUUCUAAGUUUUUCACUCUGAAAUGUUUAAUGUAGCAGUUAAGGUGCAUAUUUUCUCAUUUUAUAAUGAAUUACAUAGACACUAUGACGACUAAAAUCAGGAUUUGAGUCCUGAUAAGGCUUGUUCGCUGGCUAGCAGUAGUUCGAAAGCAAUAUAAAAACUAGGAAACCGUGUAAUUUAGUAGGUAUCGCGUGUUUUAGUUUUACUCCUUAUAACUAAAUUAAUGCAGAUAUUCGUAUUUACGAAAUGCACUGUACCAUGUAACCCGACCGUUCAGCCCCGGUCCUGUGGUUAUGUUACACACGGAGGGUCUGGAGUAUGCAGAAUAAGAACAUUACCUAGGACGUAAUAACCGCCAUGGAUUUGGAGCGACAGAAGCGAAGGGAGGAAAUCCAGAAGGCACUGGGAUUCAUUCAGUCAUCCUUGCCGUACCCCGAACCCGAAGGCUAUGAGGCAUUUCUGACCCAGCUAGUGUGUAACCUCCUGGAUGAGGGCAACACGGUUUUCCGCGAGGGGGACUGGAGGCAGGCGACAGUGCAGUACAGCGAAGGCGUGAACGUGGCACGCUACGCCCAGGCGGAGGCUCUGCUGAUCCCUGUGGCCUUGCUGGAGAGCCUCUACGUUAACAGGGCCGCGGCAUAUUACAGUCUGGGGGAAUACGAGCAUGCCAUGCAGGACUGUAACAGUGCACUGGCCGUGUCGGAGGGGAGCCGCAAGGCACUCUACCGGAAGGCUCUGUGUCUGCGGGAGCUGGGCCGCCUACGGGAAGCCUACGAAUCCAGCAUGGGGUGCCUGCUGACCGCCCCUCAUGACCGGCAGGUCAACGAGUUGGCCCAGGACUUGGCCAGCAAGUUGGGUCUGAAGGUGCGGAAGGCCUACAUCAGCCCACAGGCAGAGUCUUCUGUAGCGGGGGUGGACGCCAACGGGAACUUAGAUGCUACCGCAGGGGAGAUUUCAGCUAAUGGUCUGGAGUCUUUAAAUGGGAUAGCAUCAGAGGACAGCGCCCAGUGUAUCCCCGCCCCCCUGGCCACUCCCAUCCCAGUGAGCGACGAGCCUUCGUCGCUUCCAGUAGCCCCCAUGCCCCCCGAGGACCCGCCCGAGAGCCCGGGGCAGGUGUCCUUCUCGGUGCCUGUGUCGGAGCACCUGGGCGAAUGCGAGGUGAUUGGUGACGAGCUGGACGGCCUGCUGGACUGCAUCCCUAAGGGGGCGGAGAGCUCCGUCCAGGGUGCCAUUCCCACCAACCUCCCCAACACGGUGGUGGGUCUCCGCCCCACCUACCCUGCCAGCCUCCCGGCCCCCUCUCCGCAGCUGCCCCCCGCCUUUUUCACCUCGGCCGUGAACACGCUCAACGCACUGGACUCCUUCUCCAGCCUGGGCUCGGGCGACACCCCCGUGCAGGUGCUUGACACCCUGGACUCCUUCACCCCAGGCCUGAGCGCAUCAGGGAUGGGGGCCACAGAGGCGGGGGGGCUGGACUCCCUGUCAGAGUUCACUCUGCCUGGAGGUAGAAUCUCUCACGGUUUCAUCCCAGGACUUGGCAACAGCAGCUCCACUCACUCUAAUGGCCCAGUAACCACGAACCUCUCUCUGCUGUCCCGUAACCCCUUGGCUGCCACCCAUGAGUUCAGGCAGGCCUGUCACGCCUGCUACAGCCGAGUAGGUCCGCGGGUAAUGGACUAUCAGUACCAGCCAGAAGUGGCUCACCGCUGCAAGCGGGACAUUCUGUUAUGCCGCAUUAAAGGGUCGGAUGACCCAAGCUGGAAGAGGAUCAGGCCACGUCCAACCAGAAACAACUUCCUGGGAGCCUUCGUGCUCUGCAAAGAGGUGCAGGAGCACCAGGAGUGCAAGUAUGGGGAGAACUGCACCUUCGCCUACUGCCAGGAGGAGAUCGACGUGUGGAUGCAGGAGCGGAAGGGCGCUCUGAGCCGGGAGCUGCUGUUCGACCCGCUGGGCAGCACCGAGAGGCGGGCGCUGAGCGUCACCCGACUGCUGCAGUUACACCUGGGCAUGUUCAUGUUCCUCUGUGAGGAGUGUUUUGACAGUAAGCCCCGAAUCAUUAGCAAGCGCAGCAAGGAGAACCUGGCUGUCUGCUCCAACCUCACCGCCCGGCAUCCCUUUGAUGACAACAAGUGCCUGGUGCACGUGGUGCGUUCGGCUCACGUGCGCUACUGCAAGGUGCGGCCGCUGCAUCCGCUCUGCCAGUUCGACGUGUGCCGCCACGAGGUGCGCUACGGCUGCCAGCGCGAGGACAGCUGCUCCUUCGCCCACUCCGUCAUCGAGCUCAAGUGCUGGGUGCUUCAGCAGGACACUGGAAUCACCCAUGAAGAGAUGGUGCAGGAAUCCAAGAGGCACUGGCACAGGCUGGAGCGGAACGCACAGCGCCAGAAGCCUGUGCACAACCCACACCCCAGCAGCGGAGGAGGUAGAGGCGAUGGUAUCAGUGGUGGAGGAGGAGGAGGAGUUGGAGUUGGCGGGGGGAAAGGUCGAGGGCUGAACCUGAAGAUGAAGUUUGUGUGUGGGCAGUGCUGGAGAGACGGCCAGGUGAAUGAACCGGACAAGGCGCUGAAGUACUGUACGGCCAAGGCCCGGCACAGUUGGACGAAGGAGCGCCGGGUACUGCUGGUCAAGUCAUUCGACAAGAAGAAGUGGGUGGUGGUUCGACCGCUGCCGUUUUCACGCACCUACCCUCAGCAGUAUGACAUGUGCGUCCACGUCAUGAAGCAGAAGAAGUGCCACUACAUCGGAAACUGCUCCUUCGCCCACAGCCUGGAGGAGAGGGACGUCUGGACCUACAUGAAGAACAACAGCCUGAGGGACAUGCAGCAGAUGUACGACAUGUGGCUGGCGCUGACCAAUCAGAACAGACGGCCCGACGACACUGUGCUGACCCCGCCCCCAGAGGAGAAGCAGAUCUCCAUGCCGACCGACUACGCUGAGCCAAUGAGUGGCUUCCACUGCCGCCUGUGCGGGAAGCACAGCAACAGCGAGCGUCAAUGGCAGCAGCACAUCUCCUCAGAGAAGCACAAGGACCGCGUGUUCAGCUGCGAGGGCGAGGCCGAGGCUGAGGCCGAAGGCGGGGCUGAGGACGAGGACGAGGGCCUGGCCUGGAGACACCGCUUCCCGGGGCCGCACUUCCUACUCUGCCCCAGGCUGGAUGGCGCUUGUGCCGAUGGCGUGAGCUGCGACUACGCCCACAGCGAGGAGGAGCUGGCCGAGUGGAGAGAGAGACGGGACUUCCUGCGGCGCAAACUGGCCAAGGCCCGUGACGACAUGCUGAUCGCCCCCGGCGACUGUGACUUUGGGAAGUACAACUUCCUGCUGCAAGACUGAGGCAAUGCCUGAAAAAAAACACACACGCACACACACACACACUGCAGACAUGGAGAGUGGGCAGGCAGUAGAUAUUCACAUGUACACACACACCGAAUCAAGUUUGUAUGUGUGCAGACAGUUUAUUCAUUCUGGGCAGUUGUCAUUUAUAUUUCUUCUCCCGCACGCCCUCUGGCUGUGGUUCUCUCUCUCGGUUCUACCCCGCAGAACCCAGAAGCCACAAUGAUACACAGCAACCUCCCUCCCCCCCCCAUUUCACGAAACACCCAGCUUUAACUGAGCGUCGGCAUAAAGGCUGCCCGCCCUCAGCCUCCCCUCUUCCUCCCCUCUUGUGCUUCAGGGGCGGUUGUUGAUUGCAAGGAACCUCAAAGCACAGAGGAGUGCAGUUUUUUAUUUUUGUUUGUUUUUCAGCUGAGCUUUGGGUAGCUUGGUCCUCUGGAAUUCUGCCUCUUAAGCUUUUGAAUGGGUGCGACGUUCAUCCGGCGGUUUUGCUUAUUGGUGGAGGAUCUCAUUUUCUAACUACUAAAGCACAUUGGAAAGGAGGUGGAGCCGUCUUGCUGUAUGGAACGGACUACAUCUUUUGUAAUGUUUUAUGGUUCUUUACCUGAUAACGAACAAGUCAUGCUGAAAGUUUUAUGUCGCGGUUAACUGUGAUCUAUAUAGACAGUAACAUGCAGUGAGCUGGGAAUUGGAAGGGAAAGAAAUCGCAAAUUGCGAUGUACUGCAGAAGAGCAUCACAGGCCGUGACAUUAGGUGUGGUGUGACCUUUUUGGAUAGUGACAGUGGCCUGCCCUACAGAGUGCGUGAAGGAUGAGCUGGGUUCGUGGGGUGGGGGGGGGGGGGACUCCUAUUGGCGGAAUAGGAUCAGAGGCGGAGCUCAAUAGGCUAUAAGCCGCUCAAACCCAGCCUUAGAAACGUACCGUCUCAGGCAGCAGUAGGGGCUUUCGCUUCAAUGUGGGUGGAGUUCAGUGUGGGGGCGGGGAUAUGCAAAUAUCGGCGCAGGAGCCAAUGGGCUAUCCUGCAAGCAGCCUGCUGUGGAGGAUGGUCCAGGAGAGGUGGAUUAUGGGUACCCAUGAUGUGCCCGUAUGUAUAAGUACACAUUCAUAAAAUGCAAUGCUUUAAUGCAUAUCGCUAAUAUCAAGUCACAUCCUUCCACAUGCUCACCAAGAACAUAUAUAUAUAUUUUUAUAUAGAUGUAUGUCUAUAUACUUAAGCAUAAUACAAGCAUAUAAAUAUUUACAGAAUCAGUAUACUAAUGGUAUUUGAUAUCUUGGCCAUAAAGCUUAAAUGAAGGUAUAACAAUUAACCCUGUAUUGAUUACAUAGUACCUCUUGUUAUUGAGCUGUGCUAUAUUAACUGUAUCGCUAAAUUAGAUUAUUAGUAAUUGUGCUUCUGUGGGGGUCAUUCCAGAAACUGGUUUUGAUGAUUUGGUCUUGUGUUACUGACCUUGCUGACAUGGCUGGUAGGAUUAAGCUGAAGCAGGAAAGGGUCUGUCGAUUUGCUGUAUGUGGUGUGUGUUUUUGCCCUGAAGGCAGGGCAAAAAUUUGGUUAGAUCCAGCCAAGGAAUUUGUCUAUCACCAGCGAACCAAUCAGAGUUGUGUAUAUAAAGAAGGGGCGGACCCUUUUCUGGAAUGGCCCAGGUAUAUGCUUCAUUGAGGGACCUUAUUACUAUUAUAAUUACAAUUAUGCGAUUGCUGUUACAAUUUCUGUUCUAUUAUAUGUUCUCUGGAAUUGAUAUGUAUACAUUAAUUGUCAUAACUCUAUAUGUAUCAAUGUAUGAGUAUAAAUUUAUAGAGUAAAUAGAUGUUUAUGUAUGCGCAUGUUAAAAUUUUCUGUCAAGGAAGGCAGGCAAAGUGAGAUGCUGUGUUGAAGAUUAAGACGCUGAAGGGCAGUUUUAGGGGCAAAGUUUCUGUUGAGUCUAUUUUUUAUAAAUCUUCGCAGAACUGUGAGAUAGUAGAAGCCAGUGCAGGUACGGGGGGGGGGGGGGGGGGGGGGGGUAAGUGAAGUGAUGCUCACGUCUCAGCGUUGGGUGGGGGUCACAUCCUGUGAAGCAGCUGUCCCUCAAAGGCUGGGAUAUGAGCUGUACAAACCAGCAGGCUUACUGGAGUUUUAAGAGGGGGUAGGCUGUCAUAUGGACGACAUGGUAAUUGAAGCAUGCAGAUAGUGCUUUACAGAAGACUGCACUGGUCCACUUUGCAAGAGGCCCCUCAGCCCAGCAGUAUGGUGAUUUAUACAAGAUUUGCUCCUGUCGGACUUUGUACUGUCGAGUUGCUGCGUAAAGGGCCCAGGCAUACAUAGAUAUUUAUUUCAAACUGUAUAGCGCCUUAUACAAUCUAUAUAGAUGCAAAUAUAUAUACCCUAAACACAUAAUCCUCUUUUCCUCUAUAUAUAAAUUUAUAUAGUUAGACUUACUUAGGUACAUGAAUAAGAUGUGAUGAUGCUUUGAUUUCCCCUGAAUGAUGUUAAUGGGUGGAAGUCUGACAAUGUAUGACCUAUGGAAUUAUGUUGCCCGGAUUUGUUAAUAAUGAAUACGGGUUAUGUUCUUUGGCUGUGGCUAAUGGAUGUUCUGUGCGGUCUUGGCUCAUUCUGAUAGUGGACUGUAGCCUGCACAAAGACGGUCCACAAUUAUUUAAUAGGCACGUGGUAUUAUACAAACCCGAGGGUCACUUCUGCAAAAAGAAAGAAGGGGGUUAAUUUGCCAUGCAGUGUCUUUAAUCUCAGCGCUGGAUGGGUGCGUGGAUGCUUUGGAAAGGAGGAUGUUUGACUGAAGAUAGUCAGGGCUUGCAGGAUUUCCCAUCAAGUUUGGUAGUAAAUGUUUGUCUGCCGGCUCAAGUGCAGGAUCUCGAAGAAAGAGCAGAUCUUUGUGUAUGUGCUCGUGUGCAUUGAGAGACACUUUGGGAUCGCAGUCCUCCUUCCUCUGGGGCUGAUGGCACAUAAAACGAUGCCUUUUACAUUCGUACUUUGACUUCCCAGAGCUUUACGCUCCUCAGAUGAAGGUCUGUAGGUUAAGCAACCCAUGCACACACUGAUCAACUCAAUUUCGAUGUUCUUUUGUGUUGUUAAAGUCUGGAGAAUGAGUAUGAACAAGGAGUUCACCAGCUGAAAUGAAGAAGCCCUUUUUACUGUACUGUAUUUUUAAACCCCUCUCCUUCUCUCCUUGGAUGAAAAUAAGUAAAAGACCAUGGACCAAAUCUUAUGAAAAUGUUUUAACAAUAAACAGGCACUGUUUUUGAAAAUGUGA